This is a messenger RNA of Chelonus insularis, 1596 nucleotides long. Its product is annotated as porphobilinogen deaminase-like protein l(3)02640. The coding region runs from base 394 to 1482 and encodes 362 amino acids. Gene Ontology annotation, cellular component: cytoplasm. Lineage: Eukaryota; Metazoa; Arthropoda; Insecta; Hymenoptera; Braconidae. The record is from RefSeq and is a predicted model, not a curated record. Gene Ontology annotation, molecular function: hydroxymethylbilane synthase activity. Gene Ontology annotation, biological process: heme biosynthetic process. The transcript has 4 exons.
GAAUGACGAUGAUGUUUUCAUUUGAGUCUAUCGAGUCAUUGUCCAUCACCAGCCUUCACUCCACGUAUUGCAACAGAACAGUUAUGGCCUAUCCAUUUUUAAGAAACUAUUAAGAAUUUGGACUAGAAUGUAGUCACAAUAACAUUAGUUACUUUCAAUAUUUUAAAUUCACAAUCUGCUGCAGUGUCAGUGACUGUGAAUUAUUCAUGUAAAAGUUAAAAAAAACUUGAAUUUCAUUAUCUGUUUCUAAUUUUUAUAAUCAGUUCGUAAAUGGUGAAAGUUUUUGAUGACGUUAAAGUUCGUUUAUUAUCGAGAUAGGUCAUUUUCUAUUUCUAUAAAGGAUAUUUAAUUGUUUUUUUAUAUAUUUGAAUUAUAUUUUAUAUUAUACCAACAAUGUCUGAGCAAAAUGAUGAUUCAGUUGUUGACGUAAUAAAAGUUGGAUCAAGGAAAAGUGAAUUGGCUUUAAUCCAAACCAAUCAUGUAAUAAGUUGUUUAAAAGACUUGUAUCCAAAAAAUAAAUUUGAAAUUGUUACAAUGAAUACAAAAGGAGAUAAAAUUUUAGAUAUUUCAUUACCUAAAAUUGGUGAAAAAGCUUUGUUUACCCAAGAACUAGAGUUAGCACUUGAGAAUAAAUAUGUCGAUUUUGUAGUACAUUCACUUAAAGACUUACCAACAACGCUGCCAUUAGGUAUGGUCUUAGGUGCAAUUAUGAAGAGAGAAGAUCCUAGAGAUGCAGUUAUUAUGUCCAAAAAAAUGAAAGGUCAAACAUUAAAAACGUUACCCGAAGGAAGUGUAAUUGGAACAAGUUCUCUGAGACGGUCAGCACAGCUUGCACGAAAUAUGCCUCAUCUUAAAAUCCAAAGUAUACGAGGCAAUUUAAAUACUAGAUUAAAAAAAUUAGAUGAUGAAGAUGGGCCAUUUGCUGCAAUUAUUUUAGCUGUAGCUGGAAUUAAAAGAAUGGGAUGGGAAGAUCGUAUAAGUGAAUAUGUAGAAUUAACUGAUGAUGAAGGUUUAUAUGCAGUUGGUCAAGGUGCUUUGGGAAUAGAAUGCCGUGAAGCUGAUUGGAAAAUUUUAUCACUUUUGGAGCCACUCACUGAUGUUGACACAACUCUACGGUGCGUUUGUGAGCGUUCUUUUCUUAAAACUCUAGGUGGUGGAUGUUCGGCACCUGUAGCUGUUUCUUCUUCGUUAGUUGAAAAAAAUCUAACUAUUACUGGAGCAGUUUGGUCACUUGAUGGUCAAACUCUUAUUAAAGAUAAAAUGACUACUAAACUGUAUUUACCAGACAAUGAUAGUAAUGAACCUCCCAAAAAAUGUCCUUAUCGAGAACCACGUCUCUACUGUAGUGUAGUUCCAGGGAAUAUUAGUGAUAUGAGUCUUCUGGGUGCCGAAAAACUUGGUAAAGCUGUUGCCAAUAGUUUAAUUGAAAAAGAUGCUUUGAAAGUAAUGUCUAAAGCGAGAAAUGAAAUUUUAAAUUCAUAGUUUAUGGAUAAUAAUGACUGGGUUAUAGAAAUAAUAAUGUAAAUUAUUUUUGAAAAACACAAUCUACUUGAUAAUAUUCAUUUUUGAAUUGUAUAUUAAAAUUAUUUAGUUUAA